UUUCGCGGACGCCUGAUCUCAGUUGCAUGAGCAUUGUGGAGCUCUCAACUACGCGGAACAACUUUGUUGUGUAAACCAAAAAAGAAUCUAUAGAAAAUACCUCAAGAAUUUGAAACGAAUUUGUUAAAUUAACUCGCAAGUAGUUGUGAAUGGACUAAUACAAAAGACUAAAUGCAAAGUGUAAUUAAAAGUGCCAAUUAACCAAUUCAAAGUGAAUUCUACAGUGGGCGUUACGAAAUUAUGUACAUUUAUUUGCAAUUGCAUUGCAGACCAACAAUUACCUAUAAAUAGCCCAAAAGAACCAAUAAAUAUACGAAAACACAAAUACCGGCGCCAGACAGUACAUAUCUGUACAUAUUUAGAGAAUAGAUCUAGUAGAAUAGAUACUAUUAGAACCAGCAAGUACACGUAAAAAAGGCACACAAGUAUUUUAAAUAUUAGAAAAGCAUUAUGGAUAAUUGGAACGUUUUGGCAGCACAAACCUCAUCCCAGGCCAUUGGACGAGAUGAUGUGGUGGUGAAGACCCGUCUGACUAUCGAGAAGCUGCCCGACAAGGUGCUCUUGCACAUAUUUUCAUAUCUAUCCCAUCGAGAGAUUUGUCGACUCGCACGCAUCUGUCGUCGCUGGCGUCAAAUCGCCUAUGAUACGCGUCUAUGGAAGAAUGUAUCUCUAAGGCCGGAGGUUUCUGGGCUGCAUGUUGGUUCACUGGAGAUGCUGCUAUCGCUGAUAUCGGUGAGAUUUGGGCCAACGCUGCGUUACAUUGAGUUGCCCAUUGAGCUGAUCACGCACACUGUGCUCCACGAGCUCUCGGCCAAGUGUCCAAAUCUGACCCACAUGCUCUUGGAUUUCUCAACGGCUAUGCAGUUGCAUGACUUCAGUGAGAUGCAGGCCUUUCCCACCAAGCUGCGCUACAUGUGCAUCUGUCUGUCCGAGGUGAUCUUUAUGGAGGGCUUCAUGCGUAAAAUCUACAACUUUAUCAACGGCCUGGAGGUGCUGCACUUGGUUGGCACCUAUGAGAAGUGCGAGGAGGAGGAGGAGGAAAUCUACGAGGUCAUCAAUGUGCACAAGCUUAAAUCGGCUACGCCCAAUUUGCGGGUAAUCAAUUUGUAUGGCAUCAACUUCAUCGACGACUCGCACAUUGAUGCCUUCAGCUCCAAUUGCAUCCAGCUGGAAUGCCUGGCUGUUAAUUUCUGCAAUAAGGUCACUGGAUCCACCCUAAAGACGUUGGUGCAGCGCUCCAAGCGUUUGACAUGCCUUCUGAUGAAUGGCACCAGUCUGAAGUCCGAGUUCGUCAUGCAGGUGGAGUGGGAUAAGUGUGCUCUUCAGGAACUGGACAUAACGGCCACCGACUUGAGCAGCGAGUGCCUCGUUGACAUGUUGACCCGCAUCCCCAACCUCAAGUUUUUGUCGGCCGGUCAGAUCAAUGGAUUUAACGAUACCGUCUUGAAGCAAUGGAUGGAGUUGGGCAACACCAGAUCCCUCAUCUCAUUGGACCUGGACUCUUCGGAUAACAUUACAGACGAAGGCAUGUUGAAGUUCGUGCAGCGUCAUGGUCAUCAGUUGAGCGCCUGUUGUCUGUCCGGUAUGCCUCAUAUCACAGAUCAGCUGUGGAUGAGCAUUCUGCCCCUGCUGGGUAACUGCAAGAUCAUCGUCAUGGGCACCGCAGAGAAGCUGGGUGUGAACAUACAUGUGGAUCAGCUGAUGGACACCAUCGCCUCCAGCUGUGGCAAUCUGGAGCGUCUGGAGCUGCGCUGGGAUCCGGAUAACUUGCGUUUCUCCGACAAGAGUCAGAAGGCAAUCGACAUAUUGCGCGUCAAGUGUCUCAAGCUACGUUGCAUGGUCCUGAGCGAUGGUCGUUAUUAUGAGACCGUGAAGGCCAACUUUGAGCGUGCCGAUCGCAUCACGGUGGUGCGCACCACCACCUGCUGCCGUGUCUCGCCGUAUCAUCUGUUGCGCAACUACAACGAUUUAAUUUUCAACUAAAAGAUUUGUACAAUUAUUGUUCUAUGUUGUUUACUGUUGUUGUAUCCCAGUUUUGCACAAUAUGAGUAAAUCAAAAGACAAAUUGAACAAUUUCCGAAAUCCAUUUGGAAUGAAAAUUACAACAAUUCGGUUCAGUUUAAGGCAAUUUGUAUUUUGGUUAACAUGUUGCAAUACAAAAUACUUGACAUUAAAUUACAAUAUGCAUAUGUUCUAUAUACAAGUUUUAUACAUUAGCUGCCUUAUCAAUUGGAUCUAUUAACCACCAUUGUUUCACGGUGGUAUUUUCCUUUCACAAAGAAUCCAAAAUCCUAGACUGUUCAGAUGAUCCAAUGGGGAACUUAAUUUUAACCGAGAGAGGAUCAAACAAGUUCCAUGAAUAUUGUUAUCUAGUCAAAAUACGUCGCAAUUAAUUCUUGCUUACAUAUUGUAUUGUAUUAUUCUGUAUUUUUUCGCCAUUCUUUCGUUUAAUUAAAUUAAAUAAGUAAUAAGAAAACAAAAUUUGCUAAUUUUAAUUUCUUGUACAUUACAAAUUAUAUCGCGAUUUGUUAACUAGUUUUUUACUUGGUACUUGAUUAAAUCAUUUUCAGACUUCACCGCA
This is a messenger RNA of Drosophila innubila, 2581 nucleotides long. RefSeq names its product F-box/LRR-repeat protein fbxl-1 (gene FipoQ). Gene Ontology annotation, molecular function: protein binding. Bases 451 to 1983 code for a protein of 510 amino acids. The transcript has 7 exons. Gene Ontology annotation, biological process: positive regulation of protein ubiquitination; SCF-dependent proteasomal ubiquitin-dependent protein catabolic process. NCBI's taxonomy places the organism in Eukaryota, Metazoa, Arthropoda, Insecta, Diptera, Drosophilidae. Gene Ontology annotation, cellular component: SCF ubiquitin ligase complex. The record is from RefSeq and is a predicted model, not a curated record.